This is a messenger RNA of Puccinia graminis f. sp. tritici CRL 75-36-700-3, 1798 nucleotides long. RefSeq lists its product as uncharacterized. The transcript has 3 exons. Bases 52 to 1623 code for a protein of 523 amino acids. NCBI's taxonomy places the organism in Eukaryota, Fungi, Basidiomycota, Pucciniomycetes, Pucciniales, Pucciniaceae. The record is from RefSeq and is a predicted model, not a curated record.
CCCUGGCUGGAUUACUUCUUCAUCCGCACUUUUCACUACCACAACUCCGCCAUGGUCGAUCCCAUCAAGCAACCAUCCUCCAACACUCUUGGGGAUACCAUCCACCAAGAGAAACCACCCCCAUCCCACCCUGUCUCGCUCCAUCGAGCGCCUGAGAAGCCCACAACAACCACUAAAAGACCCAAUGCCUCUUUACCUUCCCCAAACAUGGACGCGUCCGGAUCCGCUAACAAGCUCGAACCCGCUUCGAAUAAGCUCAGGAAGAUCGCUGACAUCAAGCCAACGAUUCCUCAAGGUCCAGCACCAAAGAUGGCAGCUUCAACACCGGCUGUUUUGAGCACUCGUAACACCGACAAAGCUCAAACAGCAAGCGCUUCACUCAGAUCGAUGAAAUUCAAGAAGAAAACGCCUCAUGGGACUGAGAAACCCAAGGAUACGGCGGGACCAGGAGCAUCGAGACUUGUGAAUGCAUCAGCUAGUCAAAACAAAGAUGGCCCGGUUAUCAAGAAGGAACUCGAAACUGGAAACGAUCAGCAAGCUGCUAGUCAGAACCAACACAAGCCUUAUAUUGUCAAGACGGAGCCAGACAUGGAAGACAGUAAAGAAUGGUUUCAGGCGGGAAGCAAGCACCCGAUCACGUCUGCUCCCGUAGUUGGAGCCAACAGGGCUGGGGAUGAAGCGGCUGCGACCCCGUCAAACAAAAGAUGUCGUGAGACGGAUUCUGCGGAAAAGCGUCUAUUACCUGAUUCUGGCGCUCGAACGGCUCUAGCGGGACCGGGCAUUGGAAGUUCGACUAGAAGUAUCUGGCCAAGUGUCCAAGAACCUACAAGCGAUUCGGACAAGUUGUUUUCUCGAUUCUUUGAGGACAAGGUCAGGACCUUAAGCUCUCCUCUCCCGUUGACGAUCUUCAAUCCGAAGUGGCAAAGGGCGGCUCUAUCUUACGAAGCCAGACAGCGCGCUGAAGGCGAAGCGAGUUCUGAAAAUGAUGAUGAUGGUGAUCAUGAAGGCUUGUUUUAUUACGGCUAUCCGUACCCUGACGAGAUCCUCCAAGACUUCAAAUCGUGGACGUUGAAUCAUAGGAACUUCCAUGCGACUUUAAGAGAUGUGUACCAGUUCGAGAUCUUUGCGGAGUGGAUGUUGAAGCAUAAAGCCAAUGCCGACAGGAUCCUGGACGUCCAUGGGUUCAUGGUUGCGCUUCGAUACGACAUCCAAGUCCGAGCGAAUGCGUUUGCGUUCAGAGUGAUCUCAGAGCAGGGAGACGAAUCGGUUUCGGACGUGUCCAUCUUGCGGAAAGAUAUCGAACAAGAAGCCUAUUCUAAAUCGCGUCACUUGAACGAACUUGGAUACGAAGAUAAUCCGUACUUGCUCGGAGGCGCUCGACAUGCUUAUCAUCCCCAGUCGGGCAAACGCGAUCGUCCCGCUAACCAACUCAUCGAUUCUUCGCCAAUCGUCUCUAAUUAUGACUUCAAAAAUCGAUAUCUCAAUCGUGCUAAUAGUCAUGAUCGAUUCGCUAGGAAUCCGAGAUAUUUCGGCAAUUCUUAUAUCCCUAACUUUGUCUAUGACAAGAAUAAGAACAUCAAUAUUAAUGGUAGAAGGGCUAGCGGGUCAGGUAGUAAUUCUUAAGCAGUUUUUUUUUAUUUACGUUCUGGUUUUUUUUGUUUUAAAAAAAUAUAUAUAGAAGUUCUAUUUUCUUCGAUUUCUCUUAACUCUUUGUGUUUUGCGCAAGUUGUUGUCUUCGUCCUACGGCCCACUUUUUUUUUUCUCCUUAUCAUUUCAACAUGUAGCUUUAGGGCCUCUA